Chelonia mydas (Green sea turtle) is the source of this 603-nucleotide messenger RNA. RefSeq names its product phospholipase A2 inhibitor and Ly6/PLAUR domain-containing protein-like. Lineage: Eukaryota; Metazoa; Chordata; Testudines; Cheloniidae. The record is from RefSeq and is a predicted model, not a curated record. The transcript is spliced from 4 exons. The coding region runs from base 1 to 603 and encodes 200 amino acids.
AUGUGGGUGGCUCUGCCUCUCUGCCUGCUGUCCGCUCUCCUGGCCACAGUGGAAAACUCCUUCUCCUACACGGGUAAAUCGUGCCUGGAGCCCAAGAACUGUGAGCCCGGCCCCUUCUCGCUGACCUACGCACACAAUGUCACCAUGCGGGUGAACAUCGCCUGCUGUGACACUGACGGCUGCAAUGCCGGGGCCAUCCCAGUGCCAACUGUGAGCUCCAUCCCCAACGGCCGGCAGUGCCUGUCGUUCUUCAAAAUCUGGGCAGAUGGCUGGCAGGAGAAGGAGAAGGAGCUCUUGGCCUGCACCGGCGCCGAGGACCAUUGUGUUGAGGAAUCUGGGAUAUUAACACUGGGUGGCAUCACCCUGACGAAGAUUACGGCUGGAUGUGUCUCCCCUGGCACCUGCGUGAAGAGAGUGGGGGAGAGGAAAUACGCCCAGGGCAUGGUGGAGAUGCUGAUCCGGGCCAACUGCUUCCGAGCUCCCAGGGCUGGCGUCCUCCCCUUCUGCUGCGUGCUGGGCUGCAGUGCACCUCCCUUCAGCCGCCACCGUCUGCUGCUUCUCUCUGGGGGGAUUGCGGGUUCCUUUUGUGCAUUGGCUGAAUAA